AUGAGUUGUAAUUAUUUCAACAACCCAAAAAUAAUCCAAUACCUCUGCGACAAAAUCAGAGAUAUCAAAAAAUAUUCGACGGGAAAAAAACAAGAGCAGAGAAACGUCGCGCAGACGGCAGGCGGUGAGCCUGGUUCAUUCCACCACCAACCUCAGAUCGAAACCUCCACCCUCAUAGCUCAGGAACCCACGUUCAAUUCCCCUCCGUCUCUCUGCACCCAGUGA
Messenger RNA from Penicillium robsamsonii, 225 nucleotides. RefSeq lists its product as uncharacterized. The coding region runs from base 1 to 225 and encodes 74 amino acids. NCBI's taxonomy places the organism in Eukaryota, Fungi, Ascomycota, Eurotiomycetes, Eurotiales, Aspergillaceae. The record is from RefSeq and is a predicted model, not a curated record. The transcript has 2 exons.